AUGGUUCCUUCGGCGAAUCUGCUCGGCUUUGCGGGAGGAGAACUUGCAAAGAAGCUUCCCAAGGUACUUGGCGUUCUUCUGGAAACAACGCUAAGCUCUGUGGUGGAGCUAGUUCUCUUCGUGGUUCUGAUACAUAAUGAUAGGAAUGGCGAUCUCAUUCCGGUCAUUCAGGCUGCGAUCCUUGGCUCUGUGUUGGCAAAUCUGUUACUCUGCUUAGGGCUUUGUUUCUUUUUUGGUGGCAUUAGGAGGGAGGAGCAGUCGUUUCAUGAAGCCGUGAGCGAAGUAGGUUCCGGACUGUUGCUGGUUGCAGGCUUCGGCCUUUUGAUUCCCAGUGCCUUCUACUCGGCCCUGAGUAGCAGUUCAAAGCAUGCACAGCUUACUCCGGAAAGACUGGAUCAAUCUACUUUGAUCAUUAGUCGAGCCACUGCAGUGAUUCUUUUGGUCGCGUUCAUGAUGUACCUAUUCUAUAAUCUCCACAGUCAUCAUAGUAUCUUCGACGAAGUUCUCGAAUAUGAUGAGCAUCAAGAUGAGGACAGAGAGAAAGAGUUGAAACGUGCAAAGCUCACCCUAGUCGAAUGCUUCAUCGCUAUUGCAACAUCCCUCGCCUGUGUUUGUAUGUCAGCAGUCUUCUUGGUAGAAGAAAUUGAGCAUAUUGUCGAGAGGGGUGUGUCAGACAAUUUCGUCGGUCUCAUUCUUGUGCCUUUAGUCGAAAAGGCGGCCGAGCAUCUAACUGCUAUUGACGAAGCUUGGGACAACCAAAUUAACUUCGCCCUCUUUCACUGCCUUGGCCCAUCCAUUCAAACGGCGUUGCUAAAUGCGCCUCUGGCAGUGAUCGUUGGGUGGGGUCUAGGGAAAGACUUGGGCUUGAAUUUUGAAAUCUUUAUGAUUGUUUUGGUGGUGCUGGCCAUCCUAGUUGUCGGUAACUUUCUCCGCGACGGGAAAUCCAAUUACCUCGAAGGGGGACUGUGCGUCUUAGUGUACGUGAUCAUAGCCGUGAGCACAUGGUACUAUCCCCAAAUUGAGUCGCAAACCGAUUCAAUGGAGCCAGCACACAUCAUUUUCGAUACAUUCAAGGAGCGCAAUAUCACGGUCGAUCGUAAGAAGGUCCUAUCAGCCUUCGAAAAUGCAGAAAGCGCUUCAGCUUAUGCGGAUUGGGUGACGGAACAUGUCACCAACGAUCUGCUAUUGUCGCAAGAAGAAUUGACAUUAUACUCUGCCCUCGAGAUUUCGGGUGCCCUGGACGAGCUGAUCAGCAGUCGAAGUACGCGCGCGACUCGGCCAUUCCUUGAAGGAGAACUUGAGCAAGCAAUCAUUUCGCUCAAUGCUUCCACGGUCGCUAUACGACGUCAGACAGCCAUGAACUCUUCACAAUAUCAACUCAUGAACAGUCAGCUGCAUCGAAAGGAAGAACGGGAGUCUAGGGUCGAUAUAGUUACAGAGAGGUUUCGUUCGUUGAUUGUAUCAGAGAGGCAGACUGCUGCAGCGGUAUCUAAUGAAAUAUCUCGAGAAUUGGAAGUUGACAUCAAGCACGAGCAAGAGAGAGUAGCGGCGGAGGGGAGAAAAUCACUCUCUUCUUUGACAACUCGACUGAAAUACGACGAUAAAGAGCUCGUACACCUUAAGAGAGUUGCUUAUGGAGUUAAACAUCUCGAACACCAUGCUUCCGUCGCCAGGCGUGCUAUAGAUUUGGGUAUGAAUCAUGCUCAGUAUGUCGCUGGAGAGGUACAGCAUCGGCUAGAUCGCUUGUAUUUGAACAAUAUACAGAUAGACUAUGCGACCAUGUCCACCGAGACGACACGGACUGAAUCUGAGAUUCUGAGUGCCCUGGAAGAAGAACUGGAGUCACUACAUCCGGAAAUUAACAUCCUCGCUGAAAUGUCUACAAAACAGCAACUCAUUGAGCCCAUACUUCGCGAAAUCCAAAUACACCAUGGCGCUCUCCGAGCUGCUUUUGCUCAAAGGUUGCACCAUCUUGGAGACAUAGUCUCGCUGAUGGCAUCCGCAACGAGAGAUUUCACGAAGGGUUUGCAGGAGCAAGAUUCUAUAUAUAACACUGAAGUGGCCAAUCUGAUGCCGGCCUCGUCUGCUACAACCAUGCAAAGGGACUCGGGGACGCAAGCCAAACAGGCAGCAUCUUCGCAAAUUUCUAAAAAUUUUACUGCUCUACUCGAGUUCCAAGCUGUCGCAGAACUCGCACGCAAAGUAGGCAUAACCCUGGAGCAUCUGUCAUUUGAAGGAACAUUUGAACCUCUAGAGUAUUUAGAAAAAAAGAGGCACGACCAGCUAGAGUCUUCGCAAGGUCACGGCCUGAUUGCAGAUGCGCCGUUGAAUACUGCUUUGUUUCCCACAGAUUGGGCCAUUCAGUCUCUUCUGCCACGCUUACAAACCGAGUCGGAGUCCGAAGCCUCACUCUCAAAUAUAGGCCACAGGAUCAGGCUCACUGAACUCGAGUCUGACUUACAUUGUUUUCAGGAUAGGGUGCGAAGACUGAAACCUGAUUUGCUUCAUAGAAAUGAUCCAUGCUCGGACAAUUUCAUGAGAAAAUGGGACGGGCGAACAUUUGACAUCUGA
Aspergillus saccharolyticus JOP 1030-1 is the source of this 2571-nucleotide messenger RNA. Its product is annotated as hydrogen/calcium exchanger domain-containing protein. The record is from RefSeq and is a predicted model, not a curated record. Lineage: Eukaryota; Fungi; Ascomycota; Eurotiomycetes; Eurotiales; Aspergillaceae. Bases 1 to 2571 code for a protein of 856 amino acids. The transcript is spliced from 8 exons. Gene Ontology annotation, cellular component: fungal-type vacuole membrane. Gene Ontology annotation, molecular function: calcium:proton antiporter activity. Gene Ontology annotation, biological process: intracellular calcium ion homeostasis; calcium ion transmembrane transport.